Molecule: messenger RNA, 2063 nt
Organism: Polypterus senegalus (gray bichir)
Lineage: Eukaryota; Metazoa; Chordata; Cladistia; Polypteriformes; Polypteridae
Product: adenosine receptor A1-like
Exons: 3
Coding region: 909-2063 (384 amino acids)
Biological process (GO): G protein-coupled receptor signaling pathway
Cellular component (GO): membrane
Molecular function (GO): G protein-coupled receptor activity
Source: RefSeq, a predicted model, not a curated record
CCAGUGUAGUCUAACCUGUGAACCGCACUUCCUGAGCUUUAUGUCUUUUAGAUCAAAAAGAGCACCUUGCUUUCCCCUUGUUCUCACUCUUUACAGUUUCUCACCACUACCCUUCUAGUCUUUUAUUUCUUUAACAGACAUUUUUAAAAUUACUUUUUUUUUCUCCUUUGAAAAUGUGGCAUCACAGUUCAUGACCUUCUUUUGUCAAAAUAUGAUUUUUUAACUUUUUAUAUUAUAUUUUAAUUUGAAUCAAUCAACAUUCUUAGGAGUCAUCUCCUCAGUUCUUUCAUUGGGCGACUUCAGCUUUCUGUUUGAACAUCACCAGUGAAAGUCAGAUUUCACAGCUAUCAUUUUAGAAGGAUGCACCUCAAAUUCAUGCAGAAGAAACAAGAAAAAUAAAAAUGCUGAAGAAAUAAGGAAAAAGGACAAAAGUAAGAUCAACAAGCACAAAAUAAUAAAACACUGAGGACAUAAAACAAGGCAAGGAAAAGAAGUGCCAGACAAAGAGAGAGAAGAUUCCUGACUGUUUUCAUAUAUGUGGAUUAUUGUCCAGUUUAGUGUUUACACGUCUUCUGUAAAUGAAACAGUUGGGCUGACUCAGCCUGCACGACACAGAACAGCACAUUUAAUAGUGUGUAUUAUCUUUAAGUGGUGCUUUUUAAAUCAUUUUGGAAAAUCAAAAUUCUUAUGAUUAGACAUAAACAAUUCCUGAAAAAAUGGCUAAGUUUUGCGGACUUCUUUGUGGGAAAAGUCUACAGAACAUCUGCCUUUUACAAUUUGUCUAGUAUGAAGAAGUAAUGGAAGCUGGAUGGGAAUGAAAUUGCUCUGAAGGUUCCAGUGUUCAUUUUAGAGACAACACAUAGCUGCUAGACUGCAAGUACAAUCUAGUUCAGGCUCACCUCUCCAUAAUGGAUCCAAGUAUUCCAAAACUGAUCCAGCGAUAUGAUGGGGACAAUUCCACAUUCUGGGGCACUGAGCAUACAUCAGAUCAUCCCUGGACAGGACUGUUUCUAGGACUUGCUCUCCCCACUUCUUUGAUGUUGCUUAUUGCUUUGUGUCUCUUCAACAUUCUGGUCUUGCGAGCACUUCUUUUGAAGCGCAAGAAGAGUGCAACAAAUCUCGUCAUGGUGUCAAUGGGAAUAGUGGAUACCGGUCUUUGCUUGACAGCUUGCCCAACUAUGGUUAUUUCAGAUCUCAACUUAUCAUUGCCCUUUUACUAUUGUAUGCUUUUGACAACAAGUGUUCUUAGCUGGGCAAUUGCAUCUUCUUUUCAUCAUGUUGUUAUUGCUUACUAUCGUUGGUACAUUGUGGCAUAUCCAACUAGGUACAAGUCAUCUUUGACUCGCACCAACAUAUUUUUUCACACCAGCCUGUGCUGGCUUGGAGGAUUAAUGGCUACCAUCAUUCCUUACAUGGGAUUUAAUAACUACCAUAACUUGCAGAAUAUCUCUUCUUCAAUGAACACCUCAAGCGUAUCUGAGCAUCAUGCCUCCUGGCAACAAGGUAGCCAAGGAUGUUCGGAGUCACCCAUCAAAUGUUAUGUUCCUUGCCUCUAUCAGAAUGUCUUGUCACUUGCCUACCUGUCAUAUGUUAUCUUUGGAUUAUGUGUCUUAAUUCCUCUAAGCAUCAUUGCUGUGUUCUACUGCCUGAUCUUCAAAGCACUGAAGGCCCACAGUCUCAAAAACAGCCUCAGCAGGGGCUUCUACAAAAAGCAAAAACGAGUUGCUCGCAUCACUGGUCUCCUCUUCACAUUCUACAUUGUUUCAAGACUACCCUUCAAUCUUAUAAAUUUGGUUCUCUUCUUCUGUCCCAAGUGUUUGUUUCCAUCUUGGGUUUUUCCAACUUCACUCUUUUGUGCCGUCUUUAGUGCUGCCUCCAACCCUUUGUUGUAUUUUACAAGAAACAGGGAACUGAAAAAAGCUAUGAGGCAGAUUCUCAAAAACUGGAGGCGAAAUACCAAAGUUCGACACCAUCAUCUAUCAACAGUCGAUCAGCCAGGACUUAUUUCAGGGAUACAAUCGAGGUCUGAACAUCACCACAGUGAGUUGGAGCUUAAAAACUGA